Molecule: messenger RNA, 804 nt
Organism: Trichomonas vaginalis G3
Lineage: Eukaryota; Parabasalia; Trichomonadida; Trichomonadidae
Product: negative regulation of centriole-centriole cohesion
Exons: 1
Coding region: 1-804 (267 amino acids)
Source: RefSeq, a predicted model, not a curated record
AUGGAAAAUUAUACGAUUGUUAAAGCACUCAAUGAACAUCGUAUUAUUGCUGAUAGAAAAGCCGAUGGUAAACGAUUCUUCAUCGAAGAUAUGCAAAUAGCAGGAAUUCCAAAUCAUGAAAAACAAAAAAUUGUCUGGAAAAUGAAUUGCCUAGUUCAGAAGUCAGAAUCACAAAUAUGCUUGCCAAGAUAUCAUCAUCCAUUCAUUGAAAACGGAAAACUAUUCUGCGUUUACGAUUAUUUAGGAGAUGUUACCUUAGAAACAAAGAUAGUUCAAGCUCUUAAAACUAAAACAAGCUUUAAGGAAGAAUUUAUUUGGGAAGUAGUUACUGCUAUUGCUGUUGGAAUUUUGAAUUUCCAUACAAAUAAUCCACCAGCAUCGCAUGGAAACAUAUGUGCUAAAAACAUAUAUUUCGUAGAUGACCACGAUAUCAGGUUGGGCGGAUUUUCACUCACAGAACCAGAUCCAACAUCACAAACACCAAUCCAAGCAGAUAUCUAUCAAAUAGGAUCUUUGUUAUAUGAAAUUAGUUCAUUAACAAAAUUUAAACCAGAGGGAAAGCAUUUCAGAGGCAAUUUGGAAAAAUUGCCAAGAUCAAUACGCAAUACGAUUAAGAAGUUGAUUAAAUUUGACUGUAAUGAACAGUUAACUGUAAGUCAGAUAUUAGAAAUCCCUGAAGUUGCUGUACACUUCCUAACACUCAAAUUGAGGGCUGAUAUUGCCAGAAAUGAAGAGGAAAAACGGAAAGUUGUUGAACUUCAGGCUGAGAUUGAAUUAUGUAAGAAACGACUUAACAUCGAGUAA